UAAGAAACUCGCGAACUCUCGAAAUCUCAAACAGUGUCGUAUGUUGCUGAUGUUAUUCCACCUUCAUCUGUUUGAUAGUAGUCCCUGAAAGGCUCCCUUUCUUAAGUUAUUGCAGUGAAUGUUCCCGUAAAAUGAAGAGAUGCAAAGAUGAUGAGGAAGACGAUGAAUGGGAGCCUCUCAGAAGACGACCGACUCUUGGGCGACCUGGGACCUCCUCGUCAGAAAACGAAGAAGGAAAUGAAUUGAACGGGGGAGUAGUUCCUGUUGCUUGUGCAUCACAGACUCACACAAAAUCAGACUUGCCAUCCUCUGUGGCUGCUAUUGCACUAACAUCAAUCACAGCAUCAGGUUCAAGUAUACCCAAAACAAAAUCUGAAUUGGGAAUACCUGAAGUAAAUUCUGAUAUUAUUGCCCAGUCAGUGACAUCAUUAUCUCAGAGAAAACUAGCAGUUACAUGUAGCUCAUCAACGACAGCUUCAGCAUUAUCAGCUUCAUCUGGCUUAGUAUCAGCAUCAUUUGAAGUCUCUCUCUCAUCAUCUGCAUCAUUAUCAACGCAGACCUCUACAGCUACCAUAAAAUCGUUGCCUCCAUACGCUGUUGCUUCUUGGAUACCGGAGGAGGAAGAAGAUGUGGGGAAAUCAUUAUUGGAGCAUUCACCUCAUUCAGUAGCCUCAUCCUCUAAUGUCGUAAAAUCUUCAAAUGUUGCUUCAGAUAAAUCUUGUAAGGCAUCUGAUACUCAGUGUACUUUAACAUGUAAGGAUACACCUACCACUAAAACAGUUGAAGGGGUUACUGCAGUUCAUGGAUCAUCUAAAUCGGUUUUAGCAGUGGAUAUUGUGUCUGUACAAAAUGUUAGUAAAAAAUCUCCCAAGCCACUAGUUAAUGGUUCCAUUACUGAUAGCACUAUUGCAACCACAACGGAUUCUGUCAUAUUUGCAAGUGGAUCAUUGCCUGCAAGGGCUAAUGGGUCAUUAGUAGUAACCUCAUCACUUUUAGGAAAUUCUAUAAUAAACUGAUUCACAAGUAAUCGUAUCUGUUUCUUCAAGCAAAGCUACGCGGUCAGCUGUUCCAAGUAUAAAUAAAAAUAUACCAACAACACUUUCUCUAGCAGACACAGCCACAAUACCUACAACAGCUAUGAUAACAAUUGCUACCUCACCACCUGCUGAAGUUACGCAAGCAAUAACUUCAAUACCAAAAGCAUUCCCAGUACCAGCAGCAGCUAGUUUAGCAACUUCCACAGUUCCAGUUUUUAUGACUACAACAGCAGUUACUUUGCCCGUGGUAACUGUCACAGCCACCAGUGCAACCAAACUUGUAAUGGCAACUGCACCAACGGCAGCUACUAGAUCAGCCAAAUCCAGUAUUUCAACUGUAGAUAAUGAAUUACCUUCAGCAGAAGGGGAAACAUCAGCUACAUCUGUGCCAAUAACAUCUACCUCUGCUAAUGUAUUGGGUUCAACAUUAACUGAUACAGGUAUAUCAGAACAGGUUUGUAUUCAGCCCUUGCCCAGAUCCAGUGUGUCAUCUGGAUCACAGGAAUCACCAGCCUCUUCUUCAUCUGAUUCUUCAGCGUCAGAUAUGGUACCUAGGGCUUCAACCUCUUUACUAGCUUACAGUUCUUCAGAAUCUGGUGCAUCAAGUAAAAAUGAUAGCCUGCCACCAUCUGUAUCUUCUGCUUUAAACCCACUGCAGCUACUUAUACUGUCAUCAGAUUCUUCAUCUGAAUCAUCAAAUGAUUCAGUAGGUGUUGUACCAUCUACAUAUUCUGUUGGAGGAGAGAAUCAAGCACAAAAUUCUGUAGAACCACUUUGCUUGGCUCUGCACUCAAUAAAUUCCCUUCCAGCCCCAACAACAACAACAUCUGAAACAUUUGAAACAGCCUUUAAUGCUCUUUCCUCUGAAAAUUUAGGAACAGAGUCCUUAGGACAGGAUGGUACAAAUGCACAAGAAAAUGUCUCUUCUGUACAGGAAAAUGUAUCCCUCACAAACACAUCCAACCCAAAAAACAGCCCUCAUGUAACAGGAUCAUCCACUUCAGCCACCAACCAGACUUCCAGAAAAUCCACAAAGAGUAGAAAUGGUUGGGGGAAAAAAGUACCAGAAAAUCUCAUGCCAGAAGACCUUGAUGAUGGAGUAUUGACUCCUGCAUCAUUGGAUGUUACAAGCGACGCUAAUCACAGGUUGAUGAGCCGGGAUGCUGAAAGAAAGUAUAAAGAAAAGCACAUCUAUUUAUCAGGAAGAGUACCACAGGCUGGACAGCAAUUACCAAAGGGUCAACUUCGUAGGGCAGGUCCUUACUUACUAGGGCCAAGGCAAGGCUCAUCUCCAGUUCGCUCUAUUGUGCAGUGUCUUGCAAGACGAGUGAAAACCGAUGAUUUCUAUACACUGAAGAUCCUAACUGUCAGAGAGCCAACUGAGGCAACCCAGGAUGACCGGCAAGGGAAGAUGCUCUUGCAUACAGAACACUCCCUGUUGUCCUUGCUGUCAGGUCAGAAGGGUGUCAUUCAGCACCAUGGACUCUUUCAGGACUAUGCGUGUGGGGCUCGUGAGCAGAAUGGUGGAACAGUUGUGGCUUCAGGAGGCCUUGUACGUCGUGUGUGUCUAGUUCUAGACUGUGUCAUUCCACAUGAUUAUUGUCCGCAAACUGCCGACCUCAUCAACCUACAGCACUAUGUUAUCAAUAAGGAGAAGCUGCAGGAGAUGGAUGCUCUUACAAUAUUCUACAAUAUUGUCUCAGUUGUCCAUAGCCUUCAUGAGCAAAAUGUAGUGCAUCGUGACCUUAAGUUGGGAAAUUUAGUGUUACAUCGUGCGACCAGGGAAAUCACCAUCACCAAUUUCUGCCUGGGCCAACACCUCCCAUCUGAGCAGGACAGGUUAAGGGAUCAGAGGGGUUCACCUGCUUAUAUCUCACCUGAUGUCUUGAGUGGAAAGCCUUACCUUGGAAAACCAUCUGAUAUGUGGGCCCUUGGAGUUGUGCUUUUUACCAUGCUUUAUGGACAUUUCCCAUUCUAUGACAGUUCGCCGAAGGAACUCUUUCGUAAGAUAAAAGCCGCCCACUACAUCCUCCCAAAAAGUGACAAACUUGUGAAAGAUGAUACAAAGGAUAUCAUAAGAGGACUACUUGUGUUGGAUCCCCUUCAGCGAUUGAAUUGCACACAGGUCCUAACCAACUUAACCGCCAUCUUAUCGGGCCCUAUUCUGCAUAACCCCCAGACUGUACCUGAAGUAGAAGACCUAGAAGAUGAAGAACUAGAGUCUAGCGACAGACAGCACGUCUCAGGAUCUCUCUCAAGUAACGGAAGCAGCCUAGACCCUUGCUACAGCAGCUCUCGGUCCAGGAGGCCAGGAGAGAGAGAAGCAGAUAGUCAGUCUAAGAAUAACAUCGACCAUCUUCUGCUUCAAGUUGCUCGUCAGAAAGCAGAGAGUUGCCAUCUGCAGUCCCUUAAGCCACUUUCAAGUGUGACA
Penaeus monodon (black tiger shrimp) is the source of this 3468-nucleotide messenger RNA. RefSeq names its product serine-rich adhesin for platelets-like. Gene Ontology annotation, biological process: protein phosphorylation. Lineage: Eukaryota; Metazoa; Arthropoda; Malacostraca; Decapoda; Penaeidae. Gene Ontology annotation, molecular function: protein kinase activity; ATP binding. The record is from RefSeq and is a predicted model, not a curated record.